AUGGCUGAUUUCUCGCUAUAUACUGGACCCAGUGAGGAGUGGCUGGCUUUGAAGGCCACUUUGCCGGCGCCUCCCGACUUUGUCUCUCUGGAUGUCCUCAAGGCUGAGGCCAAUGCUGGGCGCGAAGCCAUUGCGGCGAAGGCCUUAGUUACGGAAGGUCUCCAAUCGCAGGUCGCCUUUCAAGACUAUUCCAUCCCUGCCCGCGACGGGGUCACCUUGCAGGCCAGGACCUAUCGUCCGGCCUCGCUGCCUCCCACCCAGCCUCUGCCGGUAUACAUCCACUUCCACGGCGGUGGAUACUUCCUCGGAACUCUCGCUUCGGAAGAUGCAAUCUGUUCGCGCAUCGUUGUUGGGUUGACCGCCGAAUCAACUCCCGUGGUCGUGGUCAACGUGAACUAUCGCCACACGCCGGAGCACAAGUACCCGAUUGCUUGGAACGACGCUGAAGAUGCAUUCCACUGGGUCCACGACCAUCUGACCGAAAUUGGCGGCGACGCAGACCAGGUGAUAGUCGGUGGAAUAUCAGCCGGGGCUCAUUUAACCGCCUCAUUGGUGCUGGCACAGCAUCUGGGCACGGACGAGGCUUUGCUCAAAAGACCAAAGGUGAAGGGUCAGGUGUUGAUGAUUCCUUCCCUGGUCUCGCGAGGUUGCUAUGCAGGACAGCUUGCGAAGCUCAAAGAUCCGCGGGUGUCGAGCUACGUGCAGAACGAACAUGCUCCGAUCUUGCCCGCCAGCCGCGUCGAUUUCUUCAUCGGACUUCUGGAGCCCUUUGGGGUCGAUAAGGAUCUGCGAUUGAAUCCUGGAAAUGCGACGCCGGAUCAGGUCAAGGGAAUGCCCCCGACGACCUUUGGAGUUGCAGGUCGAGAUCCAUUGAGAGACGAGGGUCUUUUGUAUGCCAUGUUGCUGGCUGAGAAUGGUGUUCCUACAGAUGUGAAUGUCUUCACCGGUCUUCCGCAUGGGUUCAGAAGGCACGGAGCCCUGUCUGAAAGUAAACGCUGGGAUGCAGUGAUGAACCAGGGCAUCAAAUGGGCCUUGGGUGAUCCGGUGGCUACAGGAGCCUUUGAUAUCAAGGAUAAAUGA
Molecule: messenger RNA, 1080 nt
Organism: Aspergillus steynii IBT 23096
Lineage: Eukaryota; Fungi; Ascomycota; Eurotiomycetes; Eurotiales; Aspergillaceae
Product: alpha/beta hydrolase
Exons: 3
Coding region: 1-1080 (359 amino acids)
Molecular function (GO): hydrolase activity
Source: RefSeq, a predicted model, not a curated record